Messenger RNA from Dreissena polymorpha, 1322 nucleotides. Its product is annotated as protein SSUH2 homolog. The transcript has 10 exons. Bases 1 to 1122 code for a protein of 373 amino acids. NCBI's taxonomy places the organism in Eukaryota, Metazoa, Mollusca, Bivalvia, Myida, Dreissenidae. The record is from RefSeq and is a predicted model, not a curated record.
AUGGAGGACAAUCCCAAUGCGGUGCCCACUGCGCCAUCUGCACCGCCUCUGGAGAAGAUGGACUCAGUGGUGGGGUACUCCAACAUUGGGUUUGAUGGUGCAAUGUUGCAGCCUCCGAGCUAUGAGGAGAGUAGUUUAAUGUGCUUGUACCACACUUUCACAAAGGGGUCUUUCUCUGCUCUUUUUGUUUGUUUGCCACGGAUCGAUGAACACGAGGCUCGCCAGGCAUUGCUUCAGCACGUUGCAGAAAAUUGCUGUUAUGGGAAAGGGGCUGCCACUGAACUGACCUUAAAUGACCUCAUCGCUUCCAGUGCCUUCCAUUAUACAUUGGAGACAUUUGGGGAAGCGCGAUCCACAGCCUGGGCCUAUGAACCUAAUACGGGUCAGGUGAUUGAUGGCCCACACAACGGCCCAGCCCCCGGACCCUGGGACAUACAGGCCACGCCCCCAGCGGUGUUCCAGGACCAGAAAACAUUCAUUGAAGUCCCCCACACAGCUUCUGUCAAACCAUGUCACAACUGUUUAGCCAUGGGAAGGAUUCGCUGUCACAGAUGUUUUGGGCGGGGCAGGGUGCGCUGUACCUGGUGUAACGGUAACGGUCACAAGACUGAGUACCGCAACGGGAAACAUGAGAGGGAGCGCUGUCACUGGUGUCAUGGGCAUGGAAGAAGAAGUUGUGACACGUGCCAUGGUUACGGUAUGGUCACUUGUUCAGGAUGUCAAGGCCACUGUAACCUCAAGUGUUACAUCCGCCUCACCAUUAUAUGGACUAACCACAUUGAAGAUCACAUUGUUGAGCGUACCAUGCUGCCAGACCAUCUGAUUCGUACAGUCAGCGGCCAAGUGGCAUUUUCAGAGACGCAACCAAGGGUGUGGCCAGUGAAUCAUUUUCCAGAUGGUGAGAUAAACAACGCGUCGAACAGACUGGUGGCCCAACACGCCUCUGCCUUUCCCUCUGAGAGGAUACUCAUGCAGCGCCAUCAAGUGAGGAUCAUCCCUGUGACGCAGGCCUUGUACAAGUGGAAGGGGGCAGACAGCGAUUUCUUUGUGUACGGGUUCGAGAAGAAAGUCUACGCCCCAAAUUACCCGCAACAGUGCUGCUGCGGCUGCUCCAUUCUCUAAACAUGCCAAACAGUUUGUUGUGCUUUACUGGCAGUCAGAGUGUGGUUGAUUACUAGAAAUGUCCUGUAGCCUUGUUUGUCCCUAUGGAAAAUGUGCCGUAAAAGGGACCAUCACAUGACUGAAAUUGUGGAAUAAUUUGACUUGUCUGUUUAAAAAACAUGUGAACACCUGCUGCAGGUGGGCAGGCUGCGUCAAGGAAA